AGAGAGAGAGAGAGAGAGAGAGAAAGAAAGAAAGAGAAAGAAAGAGAACAUUUUCCUCUCCAUCGCACAACACAUUAAAAAAGAGAACUAGAGGAUGAAUGAGAUUCGUUUUAUUUAUAAUUGCAUGUGUUUUUCUGUAGCGAGAUACUGAAAAGAAAUCUCGAGUCUCGUUAUAAAGUUUUUACGAAACGUUGUUCAAAAUAUGGACAUAAAUUUGUGGAUACGAUGAAAAGAGGCCUGAGUGGUAAGAUAUUUUUUAAUCUAAUAAUUGAAAAUGCAUCGGUGCGUGUCGUGGAUCGUGGAUUAAAAUAUUAUUAUUUUUUUUUUUUUUUUUUUUUUUUAAAUACAUCGAACAAUUUUCUAUAAGAUACAUUAUAACGAUUGUACAUUAAAUGAAACGAUGUCGAAACAACGAGAAAAACUUUUUUUUCGGUGAUUUUGAUCUUUGUGUUUAAAUAAUCGGGAAUGUUAGACAAGAAAAUAGAAAACAAUUAUUUCGUUGUUCGAUCUAAUUUAUUUCCGAAGUGUCGCAAAUAGUGAAAAUUAAUCGCAAUCAUGUUCAAUGUGACAAAUGGUACGAUCAAGUUUCCCGAUUAUGAUUGGAAUGAGUCCUUCAACAAAUUCAGAUGGAAGGAACUGGCUCCUGUUCUCGUUGUCUAUUCGUCAACCUUUUUCCUUGGAUUAAUAGGAAAUGUGGUCAUUAUUGCCUCAACCCUUUGCCCAAGACUAAGACCAUUACCUGCAACCCCUACAAAUGUUUUUCUCGGUGGUUUGGCUACGGCUGAUCUAUUAUUGAUCAUCUUCUGUAUACCUGUGAAGAUCGCAAAGCUCUUCUCAUAUACAUGGACAAUGGGUCUCUUCCUAUGUAAAUCUGUGCAUUACAUGCAAAGUGUUUCGGCCAUUUGCUCCGUCGUCACACUCACAGCUAUGUCGAUUGAAAGGUAUUAUGCCAUCGUUCAUCCAAUGAGAGCGCAGUAUACUUGUACGAUAAGCCAGGCAAGGAGAAUAGUAAUAAUCACGUGGGCUGCCUCAUUUCUUUUAGGUAUACCAAUGGUAUUUACACAGAGGCACAAAGAAGUUGGACAAAGGGUUGUAGCUUAUUGGUGUGUUCGCGAUUCUGAUGCAGCAUUUUUAUGGAGAGCACACGAGGUUUAUAUGCUCGUACUUGUUCUUCUAUUACCGCUUACUGUAAUGGCCUUUUGUUAUACUGCAAUUUGCUGGGAAAUUUGGAGAGUUAUGAAACGUCGUUAUCAUAUGACGUCGAGACACGCACUCAAUCCGAACAACGUAGAUGCAGAAUCUAUACCAAUGACACAGAGACAAAUUAGUAUGCGAAAUGGACGUCGGUCACGUCGAGAGAAUGGCCAAACGGAAGAAGAAUCUCGAACUAUGAAACAGGUGGUAAAGAUGUUGGUAGCUGUUGUGGUUCUCUUCGCUAUUUGUUGGGGUCCUAUAUUAAUCGACAACGUGCUCACAGCUUACCACAUCCUACCGCGUCAGAGAAAGGGAAUUUAUAAGCACAUGAACACAGCUUUCCAUUUAAUGGCUUAUUUCAACAGUUGCAUCAAUCCAAUCAUCUAUGGGUUCAUGUCGAAACAUUUCCGUGAAAGUUUCUUAUCGGCUGCCUGCGGAGGCUGGUGGAUUUGUUGUCCAAGAAGAGGUUACAGAACUCCGAUGAAAAGACACUCGAGUUUGAGUCAAACCAGAACUACCAGCGUAAGAACACAGUGCCGUUUAGAGCGAAUCUGUUGCUCGUGGAUACGGAAUUCCUUCAAAGACUCCAAGUCACGAAACUCGACCGACAUGCAGCUUGUAGUCUGCCCAUGAAAAUGUUUGCAGCUUGGAAAAAUAUUUCUUCGGCAAAUGGUGUUAACUAGGAAGAUCUGAAAAUGCCUCGUCUUCGAUAUUGCGUUUCUAUGGACUUGAUUCUUCCUUCGUCCUCGAAACACGACGAGGGAAACUUUUCGUAUGUAGAUAGGCAAAUUUUUGGACGGGAAAACGAUGUGCGAAACGAAGUAAUUAAAAAAGUUUCUAACUAAAUAAAGAGAGUGAGAGAUAGAGAGAGAUAGAAAGAAAGAAAAAAAGAGAAAGAGAGAGAUAGAUAGAUAGGGAGAGAGAGAGAGAGAGAGAGAGAGAGAGAGGGAGAAAACCUUCAAGCUCGAGAGUUUUAAGCGGACUCUAGUAGUUGAAACGAGCAAAUUUCUGCAUAUCACACUUGUUGAGAUCACUUUCCUCCUUUCUUUCUUUCUUUUCUUUUCUUUUUUUCUUAUCUUCCUUUUCAUUUUCUUAUCUUUUUUUUUCUUUUCAUUUUUUUCUUUUUUAUUUCUUUUUUUACUGACACGAACACAUCUAUAUAUAUACACACAUAUAUAUAUAUAUAUAUAUAUAUAUAUAUAUAUAUGUGUAUAUAUACUUAUAUACGUAAUAAUUGCGAUCAUAGAACUUUGUCUAUGAUUCAUAUCAUUCUUAAGGUGCUUCUUUGUAAGACGUAAUAAUAAUUUUUAGAUAAGAUAUAUAAUAAGAGAAAAUCUCUAAUGGAUUUUCGACAUUAACGAGGGGAAAAUUGAAUCGCUGAUUAAAAAAAGAAAAAAAAAACUAUAAAUAAAUAAAUAAAUAAAUAAAUAAAUAAAUAAAUAUAUAAAUAUAUAAAUAAAUAAAUAGGAAAGAGAAAGAAAGAAAAAAAUGAAAAUAGAAUAAAAUAAGAAAAGGAGAAAAGAUUUAUUCGCUUAAGCAAAAUAAUAUAUAAUUACUUGUAAUUGUAUUAAUCGAUAAACUGUACGUUAUAUCGAUGCAUUAUAUGUGUAUACGUAUACUUCAUUAGUAUACUUAUUACACAUAAAUAAUAAUAUAUUAAUAUUGAUAAUAAUAUUAAUAAUAUAUCGUAUAUAUUAUAAUAUCGGUGUUGUUGUAUCGAAUGAAUUUUCUUUUUACAAAAAGAACACCUAUAUAAUAUAUACGUAAAUAUUUUCUCGAUGUAUAUUACAUGAAAUGAAUAUAUGUAUAAUAGUAAUAAUAAUCAUAAUAAUAAUAAUAAUAAUAACAACAAUAAUAUAAAUGUUUUUUCGAUGAUUGCAUUUCAAAGAUACGAAUCUUGUUAUAAAAAAAAAUAAAGAACGAAAAAAAAAAACGAAAUUCAUGACAGUAACUUUGUAAAAUGAUGGACAACAUUUUUGAAGUCGAAUUUCAUAUAAAAGUAUUGUUUAUAAUAUUAUCGUAUACUUCUAUCGUAUACUUAAUUAUAAUUGUACACUACAUACGUAUGUGGUAUUAUAAUUAUUCAAGUGUUAAUAAUUAUGAAAAAGACUUUUUCAAUUCCUUAUAAGAUUAUCAUAAUGGUCUACAAUCGAUUGUAAUUAAAUACAUAAAGUAUUAAAUGUAUUGAUGUUAAGGAUAAAUAAGAAAAGUAAAUUUUGAAGGAUAGAAAAUAUCGAGCGUUGUUAAUGUUUAUUCCAAAUUGUAAAUUUUAUGUCUAUUGUAUUCUAUAACAAUUGAGGAAAAAGAAAGAUAGAGAGAGAGAGAGAGAGUGUGUGCGUGUGUGCGUGUGUGUGUAAAAAAAAAAUGAAAGAUAAAAGAUACAAAGUUAUGGUCAUUUUUUUUUUCUAUUGUCAUUCAAAAUUUUUAUUUAUAUUUUCCUUUGUAAGAUGAAUAUCAUUGAUUUUCAAACAGCAUUUAUUUCCUAAUAUAUAUAUAAAGAAUGUAACAAAAUUAUACAAAAAUUCAGGAAUGGAUUUCUCGUAUGUAGAGAUGAAAAAAAAAAAGAAAGAAAGAAAGAAAGAAAGAAAGAAAUAGACUUUAUCAAUAUGAAUCAGGAAAUGCUUAAUUAUUAAUGCUAAUACUUUCAAUAAUUAUAUUGGUAUAGUAUUGUAAUAAUAUUUUAUAUUUUAUUUCUUAGAAUUACGAUAACAUUCUGUUACGAUCAUUUCUUUAUAUGAAAUAUUUUCGAAAUGUCAAUAUCAUCCUUGUUUGAAUAUUGGCCAAGAUUUGUCGUCUCAUCGAGUUUCAAAUACGCCCCAUAAAUACGCCUACUUAUGAUUGUCAAAUAAAUAUGUUUAUCCAUUAA
This is a messenger RNA of Vespa crabro (European hornet), 4060 nucleotides long. RefSeq names its product QRFP-like peptide receptor. NCBI's taxonomy places the organism in Eukaryota, Metazoa, Arthropoda, Insecta, Hymenoptera, Vespidae. The record is from RefSeq and is a predicted model, not a curated record. Gene Ontology annotation, biological process: G protein-coupled receptor signaling pathway. The transcript is spliced from 12 exons. Gene Ontology annotation, cellular component: membrane. Gene Ontology annotation, molecular function: neuropeptide Y receptor activity; peptide binding. Bases 556 to 1827 code for a protein of 423 amino acids.